AUGAGUGGCCUUGGUGCUCUCGGUGUGGGCGACGGCACCAUGCCUGACGUCCCAAUGCUCGACACUCCCGACUACACAGACUCGGAAUCCAAUCCCACAGGCGCCAAUAGUGUAGCUGGCGACCGGGCAGAUGGACGUACAAGGCGAUGGGAGGGCAACGCGUUGCGGAAGAGCAUGUUCGGCAAGAAGCAUGACCGUUUAGGCGAUACCAAGGACGACGACACAAUCCGCCGCUUUCGCUACCUAUUAGGCUUGACAGAUCUUUUCCGUCACUUCAUCGACACGAAUCCGGACCCGAAGAUCAGACAAGUCAUGGCUGAGAUCGAUCGCCAAGACCAGCAUGAUGAGGAGGUCAAGGCUGCUGGAAACAAACGCAAGGGAGGUGCGGCUGGCGAGAGGAGAAGACGGACGGAGAAGGAAGAGGAUGCUGAGUUGCUGCGCCAAGGCAAGCAGGUCGGCAAGGAAGAGGGCGUCAUAUUUCGCGAGAGUCCGUCAUACAUUCAGGGUGGCGAGAUGAGGGAUUACCAGGUCGCUGGGCUCAACUGGCUGAUCAGCCUGCACGAGAACGGUAUCUCUGGUAUUCUUGCGGAUGAGAUGGGUCUGGGCAAGACCCUGCAGACAAUCUCCUUCCUCGGCUAUCUACGCUUCGUGCACGGUAUCAAUGGUCCGCAUCUCAUUGCAGUGCCGAAAUCGACCCUGGACAACUGGUCAAGAGAAUGCGCCAUGUGGAUUCCUGAGAUCAAUGUUCUCGUGUUGCAAGGCGCGAAAGAUGAGCGCCACGACCUCAUCCAGGAUCGUCUGCUUGACGAGAAGUUCGAUGUCUGCAUCACAUCCUACGAGAUGAUCCUACGCGAGAAGAGCCACCUGAAGAAGUUCGCAUGGGAGUACAUCAUCAUUGACGAGGCUCAUCGUAUCAAGAACGAGGAGUCUUCGCUUGCACAGAUCAUUCGUAUCUUCAACUCACGAAACCGACUCCUGAUUACCGGCACACCUCUUCAGAACAACCUGCACGAACUGUGGGCUCUGCUCAACUUCCUCCUCCCAGAUGUCUUCGGUGACUCCUCAGCCUUCGACCAAUGGUUCAGCGGCCAAAACGACGAUCAAGAUGCGGUGGUGCAGCAGCUGCAUCGUGUCUUGCGACCUUUCGUGCUGCGCCGUGUCAAGAGCGAUGUGGAGAAGAGCUUGCUACCGAAGAAAGAAGUUAAUCUAUACGUGGGCAUGAGCGAGAUGCAGAUCAAGUGGUACAAAAGCAUUUUGGAGAAGGACAUUGACGCCGUCAACGGUGCUGGCGGCAAGAAGGAGAGCAAGACUCGUCUCUUGAACAUCGUGAUGCAGCUUCGCAAAUGCUGUAACCACCCAUACUUGUUCGAUGGCGCAGAGCCUGGUCCUCCAUACACCACUGAUGAGCAUCUAGUCGACAAUGCCGCGAAGAUGGUCAUGCUCGACAAGUUGUUGAAGAGGGUGCAGGCAAAAGGUAGCCGAGUGCUCAUCUUCUCGCAAAUGUCUCGCGUACUGGAUAUACUGGAAGACUACUCCGUCAUGCGCGGUUACAAGUACUGCCGUAUCGAUGGCUCGACCGCACACGAGGACCGUAUUGCAGCAAUUGACGAGUAUAACAAGCCGGAGUCCGAGAAGUUCCUCUUCCUUCUCACAACUCGUGCUGGUGGGCUCGGCAUCAACCUGACUACGGCUGAUAUUGUCGUGCUCUUCGACUCUGAUUGGAAUCCUCAGGCUGAUUUGCAGGCCAUGGACCGUGCUCAUCGUAUUGGUCAGACCAAGCAGGUCUACGUCUACCGCUUCGUUACCGAGAACGCUAUCGAGGAGAAGGUGCUCGAGCGUGCUGCGCAGAAGCUUCGGCUCGAUGCACUCGUCAUUCAGCAAGGUCGUGCUCAGCAGCAAGCUAAGCAGGCUGCAUCGAAGGACGAGCUGCUAGGCAUGAUUCAGCACGGUGCCGAGACCAUCUUCGCGGACACGGAGGGCUAUGGCGCUUUUGGUAAGAAGGGCACGGAUGCUGAGAAUGAGCUCGACGAGCUGCUUCGUCGCGGUGAGGAGCGUACGAAGCAGAUCAACGCGAAGUACGAGAAGCUCGGUCUCGACGAUGUUCAGAAAUUCAACUCGGAGGCGGGCGCUGCAUACGAGUGGAACGGUGAGAGCUUCAUCAAUCGCAAGAAGGAGAUCGGCUUGAGUUGGAUCAACCCGUCCAAGCGUGAGCGCAAGGAGCAGAGCUACAGCAUGGACAAGUAUUAUCGCAACGCACUCAUGACUGGUGGACCGAAAGCCGAUCCCAAGCCGAGAGUGCCUCGCGCUCCCAGACAGCAAGCUAUGCACGACUACCAAUUCUUCGACCCUCGCCUCGGUGACCUCCAAGACAAGGAGACUGCCUGGUUCCGCAAGGAGAACAACAUCAAGGCACCACUUCCCGAAGGCGAAGAAGACACACUCGAGUCGCGCACAGAAGACCAACAGAUCGAGCAGCGCAUGAUUGACGAAGCUGAGACUCUGACUGAGCAGGAGAUCCAGGAGAAGGAUUAUCUUGCCGAGCAAGGCUUCGGCGACUGGAACAAACGCGAUUUCCAGCAAUUCGUCAACGGCUCUGCGAAAUGGGGUCGCAAGGACUUUGAGAAGAUUGCCUCAGAAGUCGAUAGCAAAGACAUGCGCGAGGUGAAGGAGUAUGCCGCUGUGUUCUGGAAGAGGUACAAGGAGAUUCAGAAUUGGGAGAAGCAUUAUAGCGCCGUCAAGGAGGGUGAGGCGAGGAGUGCGCGUGUGAUUGAGCAGAGGGAUAUGCUGAAGAAGAAGUUGAAGAUGUACCGCGUCCCGCUCCAGCAGCUCAAGCUGAGUUAUACGGUCUCGACGACGAAUAAGAAGGUGUAUACUGAGGAGGAAGACCGGUUCUUGCUUGUCAUGCUGGACAAGUAUGGACUUGAUUCGGAAGGGCUGUAUGAGAAGUUGAGGGAUGAGAUUCGCGAGAGCCCGCUUUUUAGGUUCGAUUGGUUCUUCCUCAGCCGUACGCCGCAGGAGUUGAGCAGGAGGUGUGCGACGCUCGUUACUACCGUCACGCGCGAGAUGGAGGGUGGUGGGUCUGCGAAUGGGAAGGAGAAUAAGAGGGUUGUGGAUGAGGUUGAAGAUGAAGAGGAGGAGGAGAAGCCUUCUGUGAAGAAAGGCAGGGUCAGUGGUGGAGCUGUCAAGAACAAGGCUGUGAACGGUGUCAAGGGAACACCUAACGGUACGUCUCGUGCUGCGAGCGAAGAUACUGUUGCUUCUGGUGGCGCGAGCAAGAAGAGCAAGGCGAGGAAGCGAUAG
Molecule: messenger RNA, 3300 nt
Organism: Recurvomyces mirabilis
Lineage: Eukaryota; Fungi; Ascomycota; Dothideomycetes; Mycosphaerellales; Teratosphaeriaceae
Gene: ISW2
Product: chromatin remodeling complex Adenosinetriphosphatase
Exons: 2
Coding region: 1-3300 (1099 amino acids)
Biological process (GO): regulation of transcription by RNA polymerase II; nucleosome organization
Cellular component (GO): nucleus; chromatin
Molecular function (GO): histone binding; ATP-dependent chromatin remodeler activity; ATP binding
Source: RefSeq, a predicted model, not a curated record